AUGACCCCCGGAGUCAACACCCCAUCUCCCCGAUCACAUAUUGUUCACAAAUACAACACGCCAUGUACAAAAGACCCCAUGCUGAGCAGUAAGCCCUACCAGUGCCAACGGUGCCCAAGGGCAUUUGCUCGUCUGGAGCAUCUCCAACGUCACGAUCGGUCACACACCAAAGAAAAACCAUUCGUCUGCGUCCAAUGCCCCAAGGCAUUCACCCGCAAGUAUGUGAUCUCCCUCAUUUUGUCUGGUCCACUGCUGACCUACAGGGAUCUGCUGGCCCGUCAUGAGCGUCUUUCCCAUAACCCGGACGCAAGCCCGGCCAGCAAUCAAACACCAACACCCUCCCCCGCCCAUCCCAUCUUGGAUGGGCUGGAUACCUUGGCAUCCGUAGUCACAGGCCAUGCCCAAUCUAACAGGUCCUUGCAGUCCAAUGAGCACUUCCCGGCAUUAUCGCCCGUGCACCAGACCCCGAUGCUAGGAGCUCAAUUGACCAGCACAGACACACCCUCUGCAGGCCCCACCACUCCAAUCCCAGGCUCUGAUUUCGGUUAUACACUGGGUGGUUAUGCGCCUGGCUCCUACGAGGGAAAUGAUUUCACUUCUUUUUUGGACAGUGUGCCCCUGCCGAGCCAUCCGUUCUCUCCAGCUUACCAACCAUUGCCUCUAUUUCCACCACUGCAUUUCUCCCCGGUUCAUGAUUAUGAUCAAACCUCUGAUAGGGCGACUCUGAGUGAGACUACACCUUCCACUCCGUCAAGCUCAGUACUUCCCAGACAUGGCGCUCAAUUGCCCUCCCUUCAGCCAGAAGGGUAUCAAACUUCUGGCAAGGCGCGCCAGCCUACCGGAUUUGUGCCCGUGACGGCGCAAUGUCGGGAGAAGCUCUUCGUCAUGCUAUCGGAGUAUGCCAAUGUCGUCCCGAAUCCGUCCCUUCCAUCUCGACAUGCGCUCUCUCGAUGCUUGACCGGUUAUCUAACCGGUUUCCAUGACCACUAUCCGAUCGUCCACAUCCCAACUCUGGAUGUAGAGUCAAUGUCUCUGCCAUUGUUCCUCUCAAUGGCCGCACUAGGUGCACGCUACUGCCGGGAACCGGAAACCAGCUACAAUCUCUAUCAGAUUGCCAAACCGGUGACGCUGGAACACGUCCGUCGGGUCUUUCUCUCUGGCGUAUUACCGCCUGUCGAUAUGGUCCAUGACACUGAUACCCUCGAAACAUUGCAAGCUUUGCUGUAUUUGACUUCAGUAUCCGCUUGGUUCAUCAACAAUCCUCCGUACCAUGAGGCGCUGUCAAUUCGCAGUCACAUGGAAACAAUAUUGCGGAAAGGAGGACUUAAUACACUACCGGAAUGUGAUGGCACCUGGGCCAGCUGGAUCCGACGGGAAUGCGUCAAGCGCACUAAACUAAUUGUGUUUUGUUUCUUCAACAUUCACACCAUCGUCUUUGAUGUCCCGCCCGUAAUUCUGACAGAAGACUUUACACUAGAAUUGCCCUGCACGGAAAAGGAAUGGCAAGCCGCUCGGGCAGACCUCUGGCAAGUUGAGCGCAUGAAGAGCCCCGGCGAGCCAGAGUUCCAGGACGCCCUCUCUUCACUCUUCGAACCAAACAGCAACGUCCAGCGAUUUUCAUCACUAGGCGGCUAUGUGCUGAUCCACGCCAUUCUCCAAGAUAUCUGGCUCAUGACUAAAGCAGGCCGGCUGCCAGUCUCCCGACGCAAUCGAUUCAGUCCUUCCUCAAUCACAUCCACCCCGGAGCUUGUCUCAGUCGAACAGGCACUAGAGCGUUGGUGUCAGUGUUGGGAACGCAAUCAAGAAUCUUCAGUCGAUCCACUCAGCCCCCACGGACCACUUUCCUUCACAUCCGCAGCUCUACUCCGUCUAGCAUACAUCCGACUCAACGCAGACUGCGGCUCAACCCGCCAAUUACAAACAUGGGACCCGGUCCAAAUCGCAACAAGUCUCCGUGAAAACCUAUCUGUUCGACGCGGAGACCGCCUCACCCGCGCAGCUCUUCACUGCGCACAUGCUCUCAGCACGCCCGUGAAACUCGGCAUCGGAUUCGUGGCUCACUCACAGGUCGCACUGUGGUCCAACCAGCAUGCGCUAUGUUCACUCGAAUGCGCAGUUCUACUAGCCAAGUGGCUUGAGGCAGUUACAGUGCCGCAUCCUGAUCCGCAGUUAUCAGAGCAGGAGAGUCGGCUGCGAGACUUUGUGCUCGAGAUGGUAAUGGAGGUGCAGCAUGGUGUUUCACGGGAAUGGCUCCUGGCAACAAAUACCCGCCUCAGUGCCGCAGUUACCCGGCUGUGGGCGCGGCUUUUCACAGCGGAUUAUAUUUGGGAAAUGGUCGCUUUAAUUGGGAGGUCUUUGAAUAGUUAUGCAGACUUAUUAGAGCAAUAA
Messenger RNA from Penicillium salamii, 2388 nucleotides. NCBI's taxonomy places the organism in Eukaryota, Fungi, Ascomycota, Eurotiomycetes, Eurotiales, Aspergillaceae. The record is from the annotation of a GenBank genome assembly.